Messenger RNA from Impatiens glandulifera, 1068 nucleotides. RefSeq names its product 40S ribosomal protein S2-4-like. Gene Ontology annotation, biological process: translation. The record is from RefSeq and is a predicted model, not a curated record. The coding region runs from base 81 to 914 and encodes 277 amino acids. NCBI's taxonomy places the organism in Eukaryota, Viridiplantae, Streptophyta, Magnoliopsida, Ericales, Balsaminaceae. The transcript has 2 exons. Gene Ontology annotation, molecular function: RNA binding; structural constituent of ribosome. Gene Ontology annotation, cellular component: ribosome; cytosolic small ribosomal subunit.
UAUAAUCUGCCGUCAGGCUUUUCUCGCUCUCCUAAACCCUAAUCGCUAAGUCUGUAAUCCCGAUUCUUCCACAAGCAACAAUGGCGGAAAGAGGCGGCGAGAGAGGCGGAGAGCGAGGAGGUUUUGGCCGUGGAUUUGGUCGCGGUGGAAGAGGCGGUGACCGUGGAAGAGGUAGACGUCGUGGACCUCGUCGUGAUGAGGAAGAGAAAUGGGUUCCCGUCACUAAGCUUGGACGAUUGGUAAAAGAAGGAAAAAUCAGAAGCCUUGAACAGAUCUAUCUUCAUUCUCUUCCUAUCAAGGAACAUCAGAUCAUCGAUACUUUGGUUGGUCCUUCUCUUAAGGAUGAAGUUAUGAAAAUCAUGCCAGUGCAGAAGCAAACCCGAGCUGGUCAGAGAACUCGGUUCAAGGCAUUUGUUGUUGUUGGAGACACCAACGGUCAUGUGGGUCUUGGUGUAAAGUGUAGCAAAGAAGUGGCAACUGCAAUUCGUGGUGCUAUAAUCCUUGCGAAGUUAUCUGUCAUUCCUGUUAGAAGGGGUUAUUGGGGUAAUAAGAUUGGGAAACCUCAUACUGUACCAUGUAAGGUUACUGGUAAAUGUGGUUCCGUCACUGUACGAAUGGUUCCGGCUCCUCGUGGUGCGGGUAUUGUUGCUGCUAGGGUUCCAAAGAAGGUGCUGCAGUUUGCUGGUAUUGAAGAUGUUUUCACUUCCUCACGUGGAUCUACCAAGACCCUUGGAAAUUUCGUGAAGGCUACAUUUGAUUGUCUGCUUAAGACUUAUGGCUUCCUGACCCCUGAAUUCUGGAAGGAAACACGAUUCUCGAGAUCUCCGUUUCAAGAACACACCGAUCUGUUGUCAAAGCCAACAGGGAAACUCAUCACGCUUGUGGAUGAAUCUUCAGAAAGGGUUGAUGCUUGAUCUAUAUCCAUCUAUGGAUUAUUAAAAGUUUCUUUAUCAUAUCUGGUACCUCUUUUUGGAUAAUAAGGUUAUGGUUUUUAUUUCCAUUUAUUUAGUCUUGAAAACUUGUUGAAUCAUAUUGCUUUUAAAUACAUGUCACUGAAAUUUUGAAUUA